Salarias fasciatus (jewelled blenny) is the source of this 2878-nucleotide messenger RNA. It is a transcript of the gene smad1, whose product is annotated as SMAD family member 1. The record is from RefSeq and is a predicted model, not a curated record. The coding region runs from base 279 to 1682 and encodes 467 amino acids. Lineage: Eukaryota; Metazoa; Chordata; Actinopteri; Blenniiformes; Blenniidae. The transcript has 7 exons. Gene Ontology annotation, biological process: regulation of transcription by RNA polymerase II; SMAD protein signal transduction; transforming growth factor beta receptor signaling pathway. Gene Ontology annotation, cellular component: heteromeric SMAD protein complex. Gene Ontology annotation, molecular function: DNA-binding transcription factor activity, RNA polymerase II-specific; I-SMAD binding; RNA polymerase II cis-regulatory region sequence-specific DNA binding.
AGCGCAGCGAGGCAGAGAGGGAGCGCACCGCCGCCGGAGGAGCCGCGCCGCACCGCACAGCAUCGCACGGCACCGGGGGAACCGCGGACAGACGCACCGACACGGCCCGGGGCUGCACCGACACUACAAGUGACAGAGAAGAAGCUCCCACAUAGUGGAAUUUGAGGAUUACUUCAAAUUCCUGAACAGUGUUUCACCCCUGACCUUCUGAGCCCGGACAGCUUCCCACCACAGCCCACUUUUCCUUCAGGAGAGGGGAGGAAGGCGGCUCAUCCGCCAUGAACGUCACCUCGCUCUUCUCCUUCACCAGCCCGGCCGUCAAGCGGCUGCUGGGAUGGAAGCAGGGCGACGAAGAGGAGAAGUGGGCCGAGAAGGCCGUGGACGCCCUGGUCAAGAAACUGAAGAAGAAGAAGGGAGCCAUGGAGGAGCUGGAGCGCGCCCUCAGCUGCCCCGGUCAGCCCAGUAACUGUGUGACGAUCCCUCGCUCGCUGGACGGACGGCUGCAGGUGUCCCACCGGAAGGGGCUGCCGCACGUCAUCUACUGCCGGGUGUGGCGCUGGCCCGACCUGCAGUCCCACCACGAGCUGAAGGCGCUGGAGUGCUGCGAGUACCCCUUCGGCUCCAAACAGAAGGACGUGUGCAUCAACCCCUACCACUACAAACGAGUGGACAGUCCAGUGCUGCCUCCUGUCUUGGUACCGCGGAACAGCGAGUUCAAUGCCAAGCACACAAUGCUUCCUCGCUUCCGAAACCCCCUGCAGCAGAACGAGCCACACAUGCCCCAGAACGCAACCUUCCCAGAAUCCUUUGCCCAGGCCAACACCAUGCCUUUUCCCCAUUCGCCGGGUAACAGCUACCCAAACUCCCCCGGGAGCGGCAGCAGCGCCACCUUCCCUCACUCCCCAUCCAGCUCCGACCCCGGAAGCCCAUUCCAGAUGCCAGAGACCCCGCCUCCUGCCUACAUGCCCCCGGAGGAGCAGAUGACUCAGGAUUGCCCUCAGCCAAUGGACACCAACCUCUUGGCUCCACCCUUGCCCCUGGAGACUAACAACCGGGCAGAUGUGCAGCCCGUCGCCUACGAGGAACCCAAGCACUGGUGCUCCAUUGUUUACUACGAGCUCAACAAUCGCGUCGGAGAGGCGUUCCAGGCUUCCUCCACCAGCGUGCUCGUCGACGGCUUCACAGACCCCUCCAACAACCGCAACAGGUUCUGCCUCGGCCUGCUCUCCAACGUCAACCGCAACUCCACCAUCGAGAACACCCGGCGGCACAUCGGCAAAGGUGUUCAUCUGUAUUACGUGGGAGGCGAGGUUUACGCCGAGUGUCUGAGCGACAGCAGUAUUUUCGUCCAGAGUCGUAACUGUAACUACCACCACGGCUUCCAUCCCACAACCGUCUGCAAGAUCCCCAGCGGCUGCAGCCUGAAGAUUUUCAACAACCAGGAGUUCGCCGAGCUGCUGGCCCAGUCCGUCAACCACGGCUUCGAGGCCGUUUACGAGCUCACCAAGAUGUGCACCAUCCGCAUGAGCUUUGUCAAGGGAUGGGGAGCAGAGUACCACCGCCAAGAUGUGACCAGCACGCCCUGCUGGAUCGAGAUCCACCUGCACGGCCCGCUGCAGUGGCUGGAUAAGGUGCUAACCCAGAUGGGCUCCCCCCACAACCCCAUCUCCUCCGUCUCCUAGGCCUCACUGUCCUCGGCCCCGUGGCUGUCCACACCCCAGCAUUUCGGUCUAAGUAGCAAGAAAUAGCGCGAGCCGGUCCCAGACCGGCUUGUGUUUCAGUCCCGAACUGACGGGCGUUGCGACUGAAACACAAAGCGGUCUGGGAGCCGCGAGGAUGCUAACCGAGUAGGUUUGUUCUCUACUUGAAGGACGUCUGAAUUGGGCACAUUCACAGACUGGGAGAGAGGAGUGAGCAAAGUGAGCGUGAUGCAACUGGAAGAUACUUGAUCUUUGUGACCAACUGUAAUAAUUAGACCAUCACACUCAUCCUGACGCAAGCAUCCUCUCUGAUCUUGCUCCCAUGACUUUGGUUUUUUUUUUUUUUCUCCCUUCAUUGUUCUAAUAUCCUGACUCAUAAGUAGUUUGCAUCUAAAUAUUCCCUGGGAAGUCCACCUGUAAAAUGUGUGUAGUUACAAUAAUUAUGGGACAUUCCACAUCACUGAUUGCAGUCAGCUGCUGGUUUGUUGGGGUUUUUUUUUUUUAUUAUUUUUUCUGGCGACAGUGAGAUUGGCAUGAAAUGCACUUAACAAACCAGAAAGGUAGCAAGGACGGUAUGACUGACAGAUUUUAAUCAUCUUUACAUACUUAAAUGUCUUUCACAAAAAAAAGUAGCUUUCAACUAAUAAAGUAAAGCAGUGUGAAGGAUUUCUGACAUCAAAGUCAAAUUUCAUAUAAAUGAAGCAAGGGCAGAAUUAUGGGGCGUUUGAGCGUUCAGGGCGGGGGUCCAGUGAGGGGGCAUGGCACUAAAAGGGCAUUUCAGACAAAAAGAAAAGAAAAAAAAAAAAGACUAAGUGUUGCUCAUCUUGUGUUUCAAAUAAAUUUUAAGAUGAUAAAAAGAAUAGUGUUUAGAUAUAUUCACUAUUAGAAUAUGUGCUGUGCAGUCUGGUUUUGCAAAGCAUUGUUUGGUUAGUGUAGUGUUCCACGUUGAAGACUGGUAGCUGAUCAGGACGUCAAGCAGAGGCGAGUUUGUUUGUCCCUUCGCUGUAAACCAUCAGAUGUGUCAAAUCUGGAGUCAGAGUCGGGACAGAAAUAUUCCCUCAGCCGUGCCUCUUUCUCUUAUCACAUUGACUGAGCAAAACUUGUUUAAAAAAAAAAAAAUCAAAAGAUUCUUAUGGGAAAAUGUUGAGCAUUAAAAUUUUUAUUCUUGACUGAGAAAG